CGCGGCGCUGCGCCAGAGGAGCCCGCAGCGGCCGGGAGAGGAGCCGGGCGCGCGAUGGCACUGGGAACCGCGCGCCCUUCGCCGACAGUCCUGCGGGCGGCCCGGGAGGCCAAGAUGUCCGGACUAGAAGCCUGCACUGUUUUGAGAGGGAGAUGACUUAAGUGGCCAGCUUUUUAUCUCCACAACGAUGUCUAUGAACAAUUCCAAACAGCCAGUGUCUCCUGAAGCUGGGCUCCUUUCAAAUACAACUUGCCAGACGGAAAACCGGGUUUCAGUAUUUUUUUCAGUAAUCUUCAUGACAGUGGGAAUCUUAUCAAACAGCCUUGCCAUUGCUAUUCUCAUGAAGGCCUAUCAGAGAUUUAGACAGAAGUCCAAGGCAUCAUUUCUGCUUUUCGCUAGUGCCCUGGUAAUCACAGACUUCUUUGGCCACCUCAUCAAUGGAGCUAUAGCAGUCUUUGUAUAUGCUUCUGAUAAAGAGUGGAUCCGCUUUGACCAGUCGAACAUCCUUUGCAGUAUUUUUGGUAUCUGCAUGGUAUUCUCUGGUCUGUGCCCACUUUUUCUAGGCAGCGUGAUGGCCAUUGAGCGAUGUAUUGGAGUCACCAAACCAAUAUUUCAUUCAACGAAAAUUACAUCCAAACAUGUGAAAAUGAUGUUGAGUGGAGUGUGCUUGUUUGCUGUUUUCAUAGCUUUGCUACCCAUCCUUGGGCAUCGAAACUAUAAAAUCCAAGCAUCGAAGACCUGGUGUUUCUACAAAACAGAACACGUCAAAGACUGGGAAGAUAGGUUUUAUCUUCUACUCUUUUCUUUUCUGGGGCUCUUAGCCCUUGGCGUUUCAUUCCUGUGCAAUGCCAUCACGGGAAUUACACUUUUAAGAGUUAAAUUUAAAAGUCAGCAGCACAGACAAGGCAGGUCUCAUCAUUUUGAAAUGGUCAUCCAGCUCCUGGCUAUAAUGUGUGUCUCCUGCAUUUGCUGGAGUCCAUUUCUGGUGACAAUGGCCAACAUUGGAAUAAAUGGAAAUCAUUCUCUGGAGACUUGUGAAACCACGCUUUUUGCUCUUCGAAUGGCAACGUGGAAUCAAAUUUUAGAUCCCUGGGUGUAUAUUCUGCUACGGAAGGCAGUCCUUAGGAACCUCUACAAACUCGCCAGACGCUGCUGUGGAGUGCAUAUCAUCAGCCUGCAUGUUUGGGAGCUCAGCUCCAUUAAAAAUUCCUUAAAGGUUGCUGCUAUUUCUGAGUCACCAGUUGCAGAGAAAACAAAUCAGCGAGCACCUAGUUUAAUAGAACAGUAAGUCAGUGUAGGUCUAAGACAAAAUUAAAAGCGUCGUCAGUAUUUAGUUAAUUGGCUAGAAAUAGAAAGCCUAACAGGGAAAUUCAGACCUCAGCAGUUAGUUUGGGGGCACUUUUGUCAGACUCGGCUUUUGAAAUUUGUUAAAUUAACUGUAUAAUUACAUCUUUUCACUUGUUUUUGUCAACUGGAGGUAAACACGAUGGGAUAAUUCCAUGGGAGAGUCAAAUUGAAAAAAAAAAUUGAGCUUAUUUAUGUUAUUUACACUUUUGGAAUGAGUGACUGUGUUGAAACCUAAAGCAUUGACUCAGCCUAUCUGACAAAGAACAUCUCAAUACUUACCUUCACAGUGAAAUGGCUGAUUUGGGGGUCACUGCUCUGCAACUGUUCCUUAUAAACGAGGCUCAAUGAAGGGGAGCACCCUCACUGUUUGAUCUGGUCUGUUACACCCCUCAUUAUGUUGCUUCUAUCUAUAUAUGUAUGGUCAUGUCACAUGGGAGUCACUGUGGCUUAUAGUUAUAAUGACCUCUCUUACACCAGGUGUGGCUGUCAGGUUGCCUGACUUGGCGAGCCUCUAUAGAAUGAGCCUAUCCUUGUCAUUUUGACAAACAUGACUGCUUGCAUGUUUUACUAUGGAGGUAAAUUGUUGUUUGAAGGUUUUUGUUUUGUUUUGUUUUUUGUUUUCUGGGUUUUUUUUUUUUUUUGGCAAGCUAUAGAUUUGCACGGUUUUCAAGCAAUCUCCUUUUUCUCUGAAAAUUCUAGUGCACAGUAAGUAGUUUUUAGAGAAACAAAGGCUCUAUGUCAGCACAUAAACAGGUAAUUUGCAGUGUAGCAGAUCCUAAGAAACUCUGCCCAGUGAUAGGUACAAAGAAUGUUGGCAAAGGAGCUCUACUUUGAGCUCUCAUUUUUGUAUCAGAGAACAAAAGAAACACAAUGUAUAUAUAAUAUUCAAAGACUAUCUGUAGCUUACUUGUGCUUUCUACACACACACACACACACACACACAAGCAUAUGAGAAAUUUCUGUUGAAAGCUGGUUCAUUAAAUCUCUAAGAUGGCAUCUUUAAAGCCUGUGCUACCUGUGUCAAGGGGAAAUUGGCAAUUAGUCAGGCAUUUGGAAAUCAUUAUUAUGGUUGACCAAGAGAUCAGGGGAUGAUGAUCUCUCCCCAAAUUUCCCAGUAAUACUUUAGACUUCUUUGCUUGUUUGUAUAAUUCAACCCCCCAAAUUUUAGUAAUCAUUCAAAAUGUCCUGGGGCCAUCAGAACAUAGGGUAGACAGUUCUGUUUCAUAGUAAGGAAAUGUAUUUCUGUAAAAGAAUUUUUUGCCUUCAUUAACUGUGGUCCAUUUUAAAACUAACCUUCUCUGUGAGACUGAUUUCACAUUCCCCAGGAAAUCUGUGUGGUUCAGCUAGACUUAAAUUAUUAUAUUCACAAGUUUUUGCUUUUGGCUGGUAAUUUACAUUGGAAGUUGUUAGCUUUUGUGAAUUUUGGUAAAUUCUUAUGAACAAAUUAAAAGAAAUGAAGCAAAUAGUCUCAUUAAAGGUUUAAAGGAAACUACUUUUUCCAGUGAAUUCAAAGAAAGGAAACACGCUCCCCAACACACACAAAAAGGCACAUGAUAUUCUUUGUUUAAGACCAGUAAAUGAUGGGUAACACAAAGGUUAUUCUUAUAUAUAGAACACAUAGAACAUGCUCAGUAAAUACUUGUCAGUUGAAUUGCAGACAAGAAUUUUUUGAUGCAAAAUAAGCAUGGAAUUGCAAAGUUUUUGUGCAUUUUGUUUCAAAUGACAGUUACAUAUUGGUUAUUUUGAUAUAUAUAUAUAAUUUAUAUAUAUAUAUAAUUUAUAUAUAUAUAUAUAAUUUAAAUAUAUAUAUAUAUUUAAAUAUCCAGUGUAUAUACUUUAAAAAAGCCAUUGCAAUUUUUGAUUGAUUACAUUACAUGAAUGUUCUCGUGUUUCAAGAGCACUUAAAGCCUGGAACUUUUAGAUGGUUUAGAGGAGACAUUUGUUUCCCAUAGCUACUUAAGAGAAUGUUGGUUUCCUGGGAACUGAGGCACGAGGAAGCAAAAUUUCAUCCUUCCUCCUCAUGCUGGAUAGGAUGCUGUAGCAAACACUUCCAUGUGUUGUGACUCAGGAUUCCAGGCCUCUUCUCCUUAAGGCUUCUAAGUAAAUGGCAUAAUGGUUGCUCUAUUGCCAUGAUGUAACCCUGGCCAUGUGUAUCUGUAUUGAAGAGAAUUUGUGACAUUACCAUAUGUGGGAAUGCAUGGGUGUGGAAGGUGUUAGGGAAUGACAGGUGAGUCACUCUCUGCAUAUCCUGGAAGGAUUAUGUGUAUUAUCUGAGUGUAGGUUUAGGGCAACUAAGUUGGUUUUAUAAUGAUGUUAAACCCAAGAAAUAGACACCAAAAACUGAAAAAGAAAUAAAAUAAAAGAAUAUGCAUUUACAUUGUUUUAGGCUUUUUGUUCAAGGAAAAUGAAAUAAAGUGAACACGAUAAUAUGCAUAUAUCUGAUUUCAGAAUUUUAUCCCUGUUAUUAUAUAUAUUUCAGUGUAGUUUGGCAUCCUAAGUUGAAUAAUAGAAUGUAGCAUCCAUCGAUAACUUUCAUAUAAAUGUUUAAUGUGAAAGUACAUUUAUUAAGAUGAGUGGAAAUAAAUAGCACAAAUAGUGGUCAAAAGGUUAACCAAUUUUGAAAUUUUAAGCUCUGUUUAAAACUUAUAAAAUGUAUAACUUAAAAAUGUAUAAUUAGAUUACCAGAAUAACUGACUUUCCCUUCUUAUUGGGUAAAGUAGUAUCGAAGCAACUUCACAUAAUAUUUGAUCUUAUUAUUUCUGGGAAAUUAUUUUAUUCUGGGAAAAUGGCUUGCAAAUGACAGGCUUUUUCUUUUUUUAGUGACUUUAAAAAAUGAGCCAAAAAAGCCAAUGGCAUGUGGGUUUUUAUGAUUAUGAUACAAAGACAGAUAAUACUCACUCAUAAUUAGUUGUAGGUGCAUCUCAACGCAUCACACGUUUUACUGAGGCUUUAACUAGGUGACAGAAAUUUCUAAAUUUUUUCCUAAAGGCCAAAAGUUGCUUCUACUUGUUUGUAUUGCUGAAGUGCAAUACAGUCUGUAUUGCUGAAGUUAACCCAAAAGCUAACACAUGUGUGCGUGCAUACACGUGUGUGCGCGUGUGCACACACACACACACACACACACACACACGUCUUAUGGAAUAAAUGGUCUUGUUUGCUCAUUUUCAGUCUGCAAAAGAAAAAGCUGCUUUAGUAUUGUGUCUGUUCUGAAUUUAGAACCCAGAUAAGAGCACCUGCUAAAUACAUAGACGAACUUUUUAUGAAACCUGCUGCUAGUUUCACCUGUAUUGCCAUCAUUGCUCCAAAUUAAUAAACUAAGGUCAGAAGAUGAAGGAUGGGAAUGGACAUUUUCUUGCUUCUUCAGCUGGUGUCAGAAUAUUUUACCACCUGGUAAAUAAUGUUGGACUUCAACUUGUUACUGAUGCAUUUUAACAGUAGACGCAACGUGUGAUGUGAAUAAAUAUAUUUUGUGUUCUUCAUAUGUGCUGCACUGUAUGAGAUUAAACAUGUGUAUAUUUUGUUGCUUGUAUCAGUAUGCAACUCAUGUAAUUUUAGUGUUUUAGCUUAAAACUUCAAACAAAUGAUUUAUAAUAAACUUGGACUAGUGUUUAUCAAGAA
Leopardus geoffroyi (Geoffroy's cat) is the source of this 4965-nucleotide messenger RNA. RefSeq names its product prostaglandin F receptor (gene PTGFR). Gene Ontology annotation, cellular component: plasma membrane. The transcript has 3 exons. Gene Ontology annotation, molecular function: prostaglandin F receptor activity. Lineage: Eukaryota; Metazoa; Chordata; Mammalia; Carnivora; Felidae. The record is from RefSeq and is a predicted model, not a curated record. Gene Ontology annotation, biological process: positive regulation of cytosolic calcium ion concentration; adenylate cyclase-activating G protein-coupled receptor signaling pathway; inflammatory response. Bases 188 to 1288 code for a protein of 366 amino acids.